This is a messenger RNA of Didymodactylos carnosus, 2889 nucleotides long. Lineage: Eukaryota; Metazoa; Rotifera; Eurotatoria; Philodinida; Philodinidae. The record is from the annotation of a GenBank genome assembly.
AUGGUAACUUCGCCAAGGUCACUUGUAGAAAUGAAUAUUAUGAUUGAAGAUAUGAUUUCGUCUUAUAUUUUAGCCUAUGGUAAAGUGUUUCUAGUACGAAAAAUUAAUGGUUCAGAUAUGAAUAAAUUGUAUGCAAUGAAAGUUUUAAAAAAAUCAGCAAUAUUACAAAAAGCAAAAACAGCUGAACAUAUUAAAACUGAACGACAAGUAUUAGAAGCAAUUAGACAAAUACCAUUUCUUGUCUCUCUGCAUUAUGCAUUUCAAAGCGAUGCAAAACUUCAUCUUGUUAUGGAUUAUGUGAGUGGUGGUGAAUUAUUUACACAUUUAAACCGUCGACAACAUUUUACGGAACCAGAUGCAAAAACUUACAUAGCAGAAUUAACAUUAGCAUUAGAUCAUUUACAUAAGCUUGGAAUAAUUUAUCGUGAUAUUAAAUUAGAAAAUAUUUUACUUGAUAGUGAAGGACACAUUGUUUUGGCCGAUUUUGGUCUCAGUAAAGAAUUUCGUCCAGAUGAUGCCGAUAAACGAACAUACUCAUUUUGUGGAACAAUUGAGUAUAUGGCUCCCGAAGUUGUGAAGGGUGGAGAUAAUGGACAUGAUUUUGCAGUGGAUUGGUGGUCGUUGGGCGUACUAACUUUUGAAUUAUUAACUGGGGCAUCGCCAUUCACUGUUGAUGGCGAUCGAAAUACUCAACCAGAGAUUUCGAAACGUAUACUUCGAAAUCAACCGUUGAUACCCAAUUAUAUUUCGAAAAUAGCAAAAGAUUUUAUUCUUAAAUUAUUAUUGAAAAAUCCACGAAGACGUUUAGGUGCUAAAGGAUCAGAUGACGUCAAAAAACAUCCAUUUUUUAAUGGCAUUGAUUGGGAUGCACUGGCUCAAAAACGAACAUCAGCUCCAAUAAAACCAAAACUUCGCGACGAAAUGGAUACAAGUAACUUUGCAGAAGAAUUCACACGUUUACCAAUCACUGAUUCACCCGGUCUUGCACCACCAACCGAAAGUUUAUUUCGGGGUUAUUCAUUCAUCUCACCAUCAGUACUAUUUGGUCCAGAAAAUGCCGUUAAUGAAGAAUUGUAUAAUUUAUUACGUUUAACAAAUCAUCAAAGACCAGAUCCAUCACAAUUACAUCGUCUAAUCAAAACAAGUUCAUUUUUUUUAAAUUAUGAAUUAGUUGAUAGAGAAGGUUUUCUUGGUGAAGGAAGCUAUUCUAUAUGCAGACGUUGUCGUAAUCGUCGUACUCAAGAAGAAUUUGCUGUUAAAAUUAUCUCGAAUCGUCAAGAAGUUGACACUCAGAAUGAAAUUGAUUUAUUGACAUUAUGUCAGGGACAUCCGAAUAUUGUCAAAUUUCACGAAGUAUAUCGCGAUGAACUUCAUACAUAUAUUAUAAUGGAACUACUCACUGGCGGUGAAUUAUUUUAUCGUAUUCGUACUCAAGCAACAUUUUCAGAGAAAGAAGCUAGUCAAUUAAUGAAAAAACUCGUAUCAGCUGUUAAUUAUAUGCAUGGUCAAGAUUUAUGCCAUCGAGAUAUUAAACCAGAGAAUUUAUUAUUUUCAAAUGCACAACCACAAGCAGAGAUAAAAAUUAUCGAUUUUGGUUUUGCUAAAAAACGUAUUAAACAACAACAAAUGACAACACCGUGUGGCACAUUAGGAUAUACCGCUCCUGAAGUUUUACGUGCUGCGACAGUAAUUCAGACAAAUCUACCAUCAAGUUCGUCAUCUUCCACAUCUUCAUCAACAUCCCAGAUAGCCGCUUCAUUGUAUGGCUAUGAUGAAUCUUGCGAUCUAUGGAGUCUGGGAGUUAUUUUAUAUACAAUGUUAAGUGGUGAAGUACCAUUUAAUUCAUUGACACAAUUCCGUUCAGCUGAAGAAAUUGUGGAAGAUAUCACACGUUCAAAAUUGAGUUAUUCAUCACCAGCAUGGAAAAAUGUAUCACAAAGUGCAAAAGAUCUUGUUAAAGGUUUACUAACCGUUGAACCAACCAAACGUUUGACAAUCAAAGAUCUAACUCGAAAUAAUUGGUUGCGCGGUUCGAAUGUUUCUACACAUGAACAGCAAUUAUUAUUAACACCUGGAAUCCUGUCACAAGCCUCUAGAUCAUUGAUCGUUCGUGCGGUGAAUGUAACAAUGAAAGCGUUUCAAAAAGCACAACAAUUUCAGUUAUCGUCGGUACAAGAUGGACUUUUAGCUAGACGACGCCAAACAAAACGAUCUACUGACUCCUCAUCUUCUACAUCUUCGUCCACAUUACCGACACCGUCAGCAGUAAACAAUAAUAAUGAUCAUUCAUUGAAUUCUAGCAGUAGUAGUCAUAAUACAUCGAUCACAAAUCUAUUACCCCAUACGAGACGUCGUUGUGAAAAUGGUGUAUGUCGAUGUCGUCAUGCUUGUCUUCAACAAGAAGAAGAACAACAGUCAACAACAUCAGCCUUACAAGCGCAAGCGUUCGAUUUUAGUGAAGAGCGUGUUCACCAAUUAAUGAAUAAUAAUCAUUAUGUAUCAAAAAUACGACAACAACAACCACCACUCGUUUUAAAUGGUCAUUCUUCUGCACAACAGCCAUAUCAGUACAACACAAGAUCACGAGCAGCACAUGAAUUUUUACAUCCAUCUCAUAUGUUUCAACCCACAAAUCAUCUUCUAUUACCUCCUCCACCUCCGCUCAUCGUCCAACAUCCAACUGCGUCACUACCACCACCACCACCGCCAACAGCACUACCAUCAACAACAACAAAUGGUUUUAUUCCUACUCAGACAACAGAUAAUGUAAAUAAUAAUAAACGAAAUCAUAUUCAAAUAACUGGAAAUAGUAGUAAUAAUAAUACCAGUUGGAGUGUACCGCCAGCAAAAAAAAUGAAGCGUACAGUAACCAUUGUCUUAGACGAUUGA